AUGGAUGUAAAUAGUGCCUUCCUAAAUGGCUAUCUAAAUGAAGAAGUGUAUGAUGAACAAUUAAAAGGGUUCAAUGAUCCCGCCUUUCCAGAUCAUGUGUUUGCCUUAUAUAACCUAAAACUAGCUCCAAGAGCUUGGUAUGAAAGGUUGACUGUGUUUCUUGUCCAUCAUGGGUAUAAAAAGGGUGGAAUUAAUAAAACACUCCAUGUCAAAGAAAAGGAUGGAAAACUUAUGGUAGCUCAGAUCUAUGUGGAUGGCAUUGUCUUUGGUGGGAUGUCGGAUGAGAUGGUCCAACUUUUUGUCAAGCAAAUGCAAUAUGAGAUUGAGAUGAGUUUGGUGGGUGAAUUAACCUACUUUCUUGGGUUACAAAUCAAGCAGAUGGAAGACUCUAUUUUUCUUUGCCAAAGCAAAUAUGCAAAGAAUAUUGUGAAGAAAUUUGGGUUAGAGAACACUAGUUAUAAAAGAACUUCUGCUCCUACACAUUUGAAGUUAUUCAAUGAUGAAAAAGGGGUUAUCAUUGAUCAAAGCUUGUAUAGAAGCAUGAUUGGUAGCCUUCAUUACCUUACAACUAGCAGACCAGAUAUUACUUUUAUUGUUGGAGUAUGUGCUAGAUAUCAAGCAGAACUCAAAGUUAGUCAUUUCAAUCAGGUCAAAAGGAAUUUGAAGUAUGUGAAUGGUACAUGUGACCAUGGUAUACCAUAUUCACAUAAAUCAAACUCUAUGCUAUUGUGUUAUUGGGAUGCUGAUUGGGCUAGAAGUGUUGAUGAUAGGAAGAGUAGAUCUGAAGGGUGUUUCUUUUGGGGCAACAAUCUGAUCUCAUUGUUCAACAAGAAGUAG
Molecule: messenger RNA, 837 nt
Organism: Vicia villosa (hairy vetch)
Lineage: Eukaryota; Viridiplantae; Streptophyta; Magnoliopsida; Fabales; Fabaceae
Exons: 1
Coding region: 1-837 (278 amino acids)
Source: RefSeq, a predicted model, not a curated record